UGAAUAAAUCAUGCAAUAAGUUAUUUUGAUACCAAGUAGCAACAGUUGCAUUAUUCAGUUACAAUUAAUCGACCGAUUUUAACAAACAUGGAACAAAAAAGUGGAAAAGAGGUACCGGAAGCUGUUUUCGAAAAUGGAGUUUGGAAAGGAACAAAAAUUAAUUUUCCAGAAGGGUACCAUCGAAUUGGAAAAAGAAUUCUUGAACAAUUUAGAAAAUAUCCUGAUUUUAUAGGACAGAUUGAUGGUGCGAGUGGAAAAAAAGACAGUUAUCAAAUGAUGAGCGAUAGAAGCAUAAGGUGUGCAUUGUGGCUCAAAAAACAAGGAAUAAAACCCGGAGAUGUAAUUGGUUUUUGUUCAAAGAACCAUUUAGACAGUUGCAUACCCUUCUUUGCUUCUUUUUUUAUCGAUACAAUUUUCAAUCCUUGGUGGGACAGUUCUUUGGACGAAGAACUGGUUAUCUAUUUUUUGAAAACAACAAACCCCAAAGUGUUGUUUAUCGAUGAAGAAUCUGCAGAAUUAAUAAUGAAAACACUCGAAAAAAAUAACUAUGCAUUGCCUGUUGUUGUUUUUGGACAAAAAACUGGUCUGUUAUCCUUUGAAGACAUUUUAGAAGCUCAAAAUGAUGGACAAGUGAAAACUUUUGAGUGUACGGAUACAAAAGCUGAAGAACCAGCGAUAAUAAUGUACACUUCGGGUACAACGAGUAAUCCCAAAGGAGCUUUGCACUCUAAUCGAUCAUUAGCUCAUAUAAUGUCCCAUUAUCCGACUGAUAACACUUCACAAAUUAUUCUGGGGUUUUCUACACUCUGCUGGAUAUCGGGGAUAAUGGUCACGUUGCGGUCGAUAUUUUACAAAUAUACUAUGAUAAAUUCUCAUCAUACCAGUGAAGAAGUUGCUUGUCGAUUCAUUGAAAAAUAUAAGGUUACCAGAAUAAUAAUGGGAACGAGUUUCGCCAACAGAUUCAGCAAGAGACUGAACGUUUGGAACUAUGACUUAUCCUCGCUAAGUUUAUUAAUGGUCGGCGGAGGAGUUCUAUCAAAAGAAAUAACUAAAUUUCUCCAUAAACUGUUCAAAAACGCUGACAUUCACGUUGUUUAUGGUACCACCGAAUUUGGAAUAACAGUAGUAACAGGACCCAAUUCACCUAAAGUGAUUGCUCCUAAAGGAUUAGUCUCCUGUGGAAGAGCGUUAGCUAAUGUGGAAAUAAAAAUCGUCGAUCCAGAAACAAACAAAAUUUUGGGUCCAAAUGAAGAAGGAGAGCUUUAUUGCAGAGCUCCAACAUUAUUGACUUGCUAUUGGAAUAAUCCUUCGGCAACUGAAGAAGUUUUUGAUUCGGAUGAUUGGUUCCGCUCUGGAGAUUUGGCAUACUAUGACGAAGACGGCGAUAUUUUUAUUGUUGAAAGAAUGAAAGAGAUGAUAAAAUAUCGCCUUCAUCAUGUAGCGCCAGCGGCCAUUGAAAAUGUGAUACAAGAGCUACCAGGUGUCGCUGAAGUAGCUGUUGUUGCAAAACCUAACCUUGAAGAUCUAGAACAACCCAUGGCUUUUGUUACUAGAGUUCCUGGAAUGGAAAUAACUGAAGAUGAAAUUCAUGAAGCUGUAGGAAAAAAGCUACAUGACAAAACGAAACUUCGAGGCGGUAUUUGUUUUCUCGACAAAAUGCCUUACACAGCAUCGAAGAAGAUUGCAAAAAAAGAACUCCGUAGAAUGGCUAGAGCUCUAGUUGAAAAAUCCUAACAAUUUUACUUUCAUAUCAGACCUAUAGAUUGAUCUGGUCUUAUCAGGAUAUUUAUAAGAGUAAAAAAUAAAAUUUUCAAUCUUUACAUAA
Messenger RNA from Cotesia glomerata, 1825 nucleotides. RefSeq names its product luciferin 4-monooxygenase-like. NCBI's taxonomy places the organism in Eukaryota, Metazoa, Arthropoda, Insecta, Hymenoptera, Braconidae. Gene Ontology annotation, biological process: long-chain fatty acid metabolic process; fatty-acyl-CoA biosynthetic process. The transcript is spliced from 8 exons. The record is from RefSeq and is a predicted model, not a curated record. Gene Ontology annotation, molecular function: long-chain fatty acid-CoA ligase activity. The coding region runs from base 88 to 1734 and encodes 548 amino acids.